Molecule: messenger RNA, 2535 nt
Organism: Balaenoptera acutorostrata (minke whale)
Lineage: Eukaryota; Metazoa; Chordata; Mammalia; Artiodactyla; Balaenopteridae
Gene: MANEAL
Product: mannosidase endo-alpha like
Exons: 4
Coding region: 101-1477 (458 amino acids)
Cellular component (GO): Golgi apparatus
Molecular function (GO): alpha-mannosidase activity
Source: RefSeq, a predicted model, not a curated record
GACGCGCGCGGGUUGCGCGACGCGCGGGAGCCGGGCGGGCAGCCAUGGCGUGGCGCGCCGGGAGGUAGCCGGGCGGGACGCGGAGAGCGCGGGGGCCGCCAUGGCCCGGCGGCGGCGCCGCGCCUGCAUCGCGCUGUUCUUGGUGCUGCUCUUCGCCUUCGGCACUCUCAUGGGCCUGCGCACGCUCAAGGCUCCGGACGGACUCCCGGCGCUGGGCCCCGGCCUGGAGCUGGCGCCCUUUGAGCGACGCCCCGAGGGGGGCCCCGCGCCGGCCGCCCGGGCCCCGGCCGCCCCCGCCGCGCCGCCGCCACCGCCUCCGCCUCCGCCCCGCACCGCGGGCCCGGGCAGCUCCCUGGGGCCGGCCCCAGCGGAGGCCGAGCCCGCCCCCGGCCAGAGUCUGCGCGUCUACUCGGACCUGCACGCCUUCUACUACUCGUGGUACGGGAGCCCGCGGCGCGAGGGCCACUACAUUCACUGGGACCACGUCAUGGUGCCGCACUGGGACCCCAAGAUCUCGGCCAGCUACCCUCGCGGCCGCCACAGCCCCCCCGAAGACUUGGGCUCCAGCUUCUACCCGGAGCUGGGGCCCUACAGCUCCCGGGACCCCGACGUGCUGCGGGAGCACAUGACCCAGCUGAAGGAAGCCGCCAUCGGCGUCCUGGUCCUGUCCUGGUACCCACCUGGCAUGGCUGAUGAUAAUGGGGAACCCUCAGAUGACCUGGUGCCCACCAUUCUGGACACUGCCCAUCAGUACAACAUCCAGGUGGCCUUCCACAUCCAACCCUACAAGGGCCGAGACGACAUCACUCUGCAUGACAACAUCAAGUACAUCAUUGACACGUAUGGCUCCCAUGGUGCAUUUUACCGCUAUAAGAACAGCAUGGGUAAGAGCCUCCCACUCUUUUAUAUCUAUGACUCCUACCUGACAUCCCCUGAGGCCUGGGCCCACCUCCUGACACCGAACGGGCCCCACUCAAUCCGCAACACCCCCUACGAUGGGGUCUUCAUAGCGCUGCUGGUGGAGGAGGGCCACACCCAUGACAUCCUGGCCGCCGGAUUUGAUGGCAUGUACACCUACUUUGCCUCCAAUGGUUUCUCCUUCGGCUCCUCCCAUCAGAACUGGAAGGCUGUGAAGAACUUUUGCGAUGCCAACAACCUCAUGUUCAUUCCCAGCGUGGGGCCUGGCUACAUUGACACCAGCAUCCGGCCCUGGAACAACCACAAUACGCGGAACAGGGUCAACGGCAAGUACUAUGAGACGGCCCUGCAGGCAGCCCUGACCGUGAGGCCCGAGAUCGUCUCCAUCACUUCUUUCAAUGAGUGGCACGAGGGCACCCAGAUUGAGAAGGCCAUUCCCAAGAAGACGCCGACUCGGCUGUAUUUGGACUACCUGCCUCAUCAGCCCAGCCUGUACCUAGAGCUGACGCGCCGCUGGGCGGAGCACUUCAUCAAAGAGAAGGAGCAGUGGCUGAUGUGAGGGGCCUGCAGGCAGGGGCGGGAGGUGCUGACGUCCCAGCCUCACUGGAAGAUGUCACCACGUGGGGCUCGGCUGAGGUUGUGGGCACUCGCUCCCAAGUCAGCGCCUGGGUGCUUCUGGGCCCAUCAAGUCAGGGCCCGUGGAGAACAGAGCUAGUUUCUGAGGCAGGUGGGUGCCCGGGUGUCCUGCAGGGACAGGAAACUAGGCGGUGUUCCAGAGAGAGGGAACCCCAGGGGCUGGCAGGUGGCUGGGCUUAGCCCAAGGCAGCUCCACAUCCUCAGAACACUUUAGAACAAUCCCUUCUAGCUUGGAACUCGGCUGGUUGGUGUUCUGGAGUCGCCAAGUCACUGGUCUUAGAAGGGUGUCAGGGCUCCGGGCUAGCAUGCACCCUGCUCUCUGCCAACCGGCGUCCUCUCCAGGCCUCCUUCCCACAUCAUCUGUCUUCCCCAAGUUAGGGAACCACAUUUAAGACUUUCUAAAAGGGAAAAUUCUCGGUUUAAGCUCUUCCCAGUAGAUUCCUGAACCCAAUUAUCAGGAAAUAAUCCUGAGCAUUCACACAUUCAUUCAACACAUACUCAGCGAGCACCUUACCGCGUGCCAGGUUCUGGGGGAAAACUUGACCAGGAAUGGCUCCUGUCUUCCUAAGCUUACAGGAGCCAGCUUUCCUCAUUUGGUGUGGCCUUGUAGCUAGUGCCUAAGCACAGCUAUAAGUUUUUCCUUUUUGCUGUUUUUGCCCAGUGCUGGGAGUUCAGUUCUUUUUCCUCAAAGAAAAUACCUCUGCGCUCCAGAGCCUCCGUUUUCCUAGAUGAAUAUUUAGCUCCAGGGGGAGGACCAGGACACCCCCCUCCCUUUAGCUGCCUGAAUUGAAUGAGACCCACUCACUAGAGCCGUUUUCAGUGCUACUGUGAUUUGUAUUAAAAAUGACAUGUUGUUCCUAUUCUCAAAUCAGCUUUCCUUUUGAUCCCUUCAGGACCACAAACUCUUGACUCCUCAGAUUCCGUGACAAAUUGACAUAUGGGAUGGGCUGGCUACAGUGUUAGCACAACAAAGAGUCGUUU